AACACUCAGAGAAGAGCAGCUCUGGGGGGAUGGGAGGAGUCAGGGUCGAGCCCUGCCCCAGACCUCCUGGUUCCAAUUUCUGCCUGUCAGCUGUGCUCUCAGCUGUCCACUGUCCUCCAACUCUGUCACUUCAGCUCUACCACCACGGUGAGAGGUUCCAAGGCCUACUAAUACAGUCUGCAUAGCUGGUGUGGGUCCAGAAGGUUGCAGAAGGGGGGCUUACCCAGAAGAAAGAGGGCUGGCCCUCCCCAGCAGCACCAUCGAGGUCUUAGGGACGCCCUUUCCACAGCGAACUGAUUUAGGGAGUCUCAAAAGUAAGUCGUCUCUUUAUUACCCUUCCAUUUCUCCUAUCCUGAGUCUGUUGGGCCUCUUCGUCUCUCUCCCCACCUGAUGACAGAAAAGGAGGUGGUGGAGUCCCCUCAGCCCCCCUUUCCAGGAGAGACUCCGCAAAGUGGGCUACAGCGACUGAAGCAAUUAUUCAAGAAGGGCUCUCCAGAGACAACCGAGAUGGAGCCUCCCCCAGAGCCCCAGGCCAAUGGAGAAGCCGUGGGGGCUGGGGGUGGCCCCAUCUACUAUAUCUAUGAGGAAGAAGAAGAGGAGGAGGAAGAGGAAGAACCACCCCCAGAACCUCCUAAGCUUGUCAAUGACAAGCCCCACAAGUUCAAAGAUCAUUUCUUCAAGAAGCCCAAGUUCUGUGAUGUCUGUGCCCGGAUGAUUGUGCUCAAUAACAAGUUUGGACUCCGCUGUAAGAACUGCAAAACCAACAUCCAUGAACACUGUCAGUCCUACGUGGAGAUGCAGAAAUGCUUCGGCAAGAUCCCACCUGGUUUCCAUCGGGCCUAUAGCUCCCCACUCUACAGCAACCAGCAGUAUGCUUGUGUCUCUGCUGCCAAUCGCAAUGACCCUGUGUUUGAAACCCUACGCGUCGGGGUGAUCAUGGCAAACAAGGAACGGAAGAAGGGGCAGGCAGAUAAGAAAAAUCCUCUGGCAGCCAUGAUGGAGGAGGAGCCAGAGUCAGCCAGGCCAGAGGAGGGCAAGUCACAGGAUGGAAACGAUGCAGAAAAGGACAAGAAGGCUGAGAAGAAAACACCUGAUGAUAAAAACAAGCAACCUGGUUUCCAGCAGUCUCAUUACUUUGUGGCUCUCUAUCGGUUCAAAGCCCUGGAGAAGGAUGAUCUGGAUUUCCCACCAGGGGAGAAGAUCACAGUCAUUGAUGACUCCAAUGAGGAGUGGUGGCGGGGGAAAAUCGGAGAGAAGGUGGGAUUCUUCCCUCCAAACUUCAUCAUUCGGGUCCGGGCUGGAGAACGUGUGCACCGUGUAACCAGAUCCUUUGUGGGAAACCGCGAGAUUGGGCAGAUCACUCUCAAGAAGGACCAGAUCGUAGUGCAGAAAGGAGAUGAAGCUGGUGGCUACGUCAAGGUCUACACCGGCCGCAAGGUGGGGCUGUUUCCCACCGACUUCCUGGAGGAGAUUUAGGUGUACUGGCGCCUGCUGGCGGGAGACACCCACGCCCCGUUCUGGGCGGGGCCCAGUGCGGGCUGGGGAGGGAAGGGGCAGGGGGACGAGGAGGGUCGGAAAGGCCCACCAGAGCAUAAUGACGUUUCUGGGGAGGGUCUGGCUCCUACCUCUCCCCUGCCUAGGGCUUCGGAUACCUGGUGCGCUGAGCAUCCUGCACCGAUAAGGCCCACACUUCAGGUCCAUCCAAACCUCAAGAGCUUUGGGGUGAGGGUGGGGAAGCAUCUCCAUAAGGAGGGGCAGAGCUGUCAAAUGUUUGGAAUUUAUUAAAGUUUUGACAAAAGUUAGAAAA
Molecule: messenger RNA, 1807 nt
Organism: Rattus norvegicus (Norway rat)
Lineage: Eukaryota; Metazoa; Chordata; Mammalia; Rodentia; Muridae
Source: RefSeq, a predicted model, not a curated record